CUUAACGGAUUUCUAGGAACUGAAUGCAACAUUUCCUUAGAAAUGUUUUAUUUACUCUCUCUUUUUUGCUACAUGUGGGGAAAACCUCCAGAGAUUUGAGGACUGUUUUCCUUACGGGGACAAGGUGGUUGUGUAGCAGAUCCCAACCUGGAUGUGUUUGAAGGCAGGGCAAUGGGUUCUGCCCCAGGUGGUGGCUUGUUCAUUUGUACGUUGACUCAUCAGAUCUGAAUGGGUUGUAACCUAUAUUCAGUUCAUAUCUUUUUAUCUGUUUCCAGUGCAAUGCAAGCGACAUCACUUUUUUUUCCCAUCAGUUAUCAUCUUCUGUAUUUUAAAAUUAAAUGGUCUUGUCACAGAGCUAGGGCCCUCCAAUGCUUUACCCUGCCCUUCCUCAUCACCAAGAGAAAAGAAAAUCAGGGUCGUCGCCCUUCCCGUCUUAGUUCUGCUCCUGCCCAGAAGCUUCUAGCAGCCCCAGGGAAUGAUCUGCAGGACGAAAUGUGUGGCAACAGGUUUCCGUGGCUUGGUUGCAGGGAGCAGGAGUGAAGAGGUGGUGGAGGAGACCUGGUGUGCAGCUGCAGGCAGCAGUAAGGACCAUCGGUUUGGCGCUGUUGAGAGGCAGGGUGUGUGUUUGCUAUUCAGGGAGGGCAGAAUGAAGGUCAUGUGGACGUAUGUUCAACUUAAUGUCAGAGGUUUGAAUUUUGCUAAGCACGAGGGGAUACAAAGACAUAAGAUACAUCCUCCUUCAUGCCAUCUUGAUCUUGUCUCGCCUGUUCUAUAAAAACUACUAACAUUUUUAUAACCCACUAGGAUGUAAAAGGUUGUUUCUCCCUGUUCUGGCUUCUCUCUGCUACCACCUGCUCCUACCGCACGCACCCCCAGACCAGGGGCUGUCUUCAGCUCUGCAGCCUGAACCCUGUGCUCUCCCCGUCUGCCUGUAUCUCUCCUUCCCUGUUUCUUCUCCACCACCUUGGUCUUGCCAAACCCUCCAUGCAGCUAGUGGACAGCCCUCCCCAGCCAGCCUCCUCCCUCUCGGUCAGUUCAACCCUAUGCAUUGCGUAGCUAUGAAUUGUGAAGUUUUUAUUAUUUUUGGUAUCCAGAGUUUUACAUCUGGGUGAAUGUCAGGGACCCCACCUGUCCUGAGUCAGAGGACAAUGGAAAGGAACUGAUACUCUUUUUGUGUGAUUUCUGAGCGAAGAUGAAUUUAGCGGAGAUUUGCGAUAAUGCCAAAAAGGGAAGAGAAUAUGCACUCCUUGGGAAUUAUGACUCUUCUAUCGUGUAUUACCAGGGUGUCAUCCAGCAGAUCCAGAGACAUUGCCAGUCGAUCAGAGAUCCAGCAGUUAAGGGCAAAUGGCAACAGGUCCGACAAGAAUUAGUUGAAGAAUAUGAACAAGUUAAGAGCAUUGUCAACACUUUAGAGAGUUUUAAAAUGGACAGACCUGCAGAUAUCCCUGUAUCCUGUCAAGAUGAGCCUUUUAGAGAUCCCGCUGUUUGGCCCCCUCCUGUUCCAGCUGAACACAGCAUGUUUUUGUUGUGCUUGCUUGUUGUUAGGGCUCCCCCUCAGAUAAAACGUCCUAACCGAGAAGCAAAACCUUUGAGGAAGGAGUCCCCAGGGCUGCAGCCCCGCGGGCUGGCGGGCAGAGCACACGCGGUCUCCAAGGGGGAGAAGUCUGCGGGCAGCCGCGAAAGGGAAUCCCGAGCUAGAGGAAGAGAUGACAAGGGAAAGAAAAUAUCCCAGGAAGCUGGUGAUGGGGAAAUUCCAAAAUUUGAUGGAGCAGGUUACGACAAAGACUUGGUUGAAGCUCUUGAAAGGGACAUUGUAUCAAGGAAUCCAAGCAUUCAUUGGGAUGACAUAGCGGAUUUGGAAGAAGCCAAGAAAUUAUUAAGAGAAGCUGUCGUUCUUCCAAUGUGGAUGCCUGAUUUUUUCAAAGGGAUCAGAAGACCUUGGAAGGGUGUGCUGAUGGUUGGUCCUCCUGGCACUGGCAAAACAAUGCUAGCGAAAGCUGUUGCUACAGAAUGCGGAACGACAUUCUUCAAUGUGUCUUCUUCUACCCUGACGUCUAAAUACAGGGGCGAGUCUGAGAAGCUGGUCCGCCUCUUGUUUGAAAUGGCGAGGUUUUACGCUCCAACAACGAUCUUCAUUGAUGAGAUCGAUUCCAUCUGCAGCCGCAGAGGCACCUCCGACGAGCACGAGGCGAGUCGCAGAGUCAAGUCGGAGCUGCUUGUGCAAAUGGACGGGGUAGGUGGUGCUCUGGAAAAUGAUGACCCUUCCAAGAUGGUUAUGGUAUUAGCAGCUACAAAUUUUCCCUGGGAUAUUGAUGAAGCUCUCCGACGGAGACUGGAGAAGAGGAUUUAUAUACCUUUGCCUACAGCAAAAGGCAGAGCAGAACUACUUAAGAUUAAUCUUCGGGAAGUAGAACUGGAUCCUGAUAUCAGCCUUGAAGAAAUCGCUGAGAAGAUUGAAGGCUAUUCUGGUGCUGACAUCACUAAUGUUUGCAGGGAUGCCUCUUUAAUGGCAAUGAGACGACGUAUUAAUGGCUUAACUCCAGAAGAGAUUCGUGCACUUUCUAAAGAGGAGCUUCAGAUGCCGGUUACCAAGGGGGACUUUGAGCUGGCUCUGAAGAAAAUCUCCAAAUCUGUUUCUGCUGCAGACCUGGAGAAGUAUGAAAAAUGGAUGGCGGAGUUUGGAUCUGCUUAAUCUCAGUGACAGCUCUCCUUUGCUAGAGUUUUAUGGUUUUUGUUGUUUUCACUUGCAGAAUGAGUUAGAAAUCUUUUAAAGGUUUAAUAAAAGGUCUGCCUCUGCCCCCAUCCCACCUCCUUCUGGUGACAAGAUCUUUUAAACUCCAUUUACCUUUAAAGGGAAUGAACACAAUAAUGAGAUGAUACUGUAAAAGAUAUUUUAUCUCUGAAAUAGUAAAAUAAGACAAACAGGAAGGGAAAAAUUAUACUUGUGAGGAUAAUAUUUUUAUUUUUCCAAUGAAGAGCAGUAUUACUUAACCUCCACCUAGUCAUCUUUCAUGGCUGGAAUCAAUAAAUCAGCUGGAGGAUUUGACUCUGGAGGAGCUAACAAGGGCUCGCUGUACCCACUGCUCUUCAGUGCUGCGUUUCUGUUGAGCUGCUGACUCUGCCUCCCUUGAAUGUGGCAUCCAAGUUACUGUUCUCUCUCUGCUCGGCUAUUCAGAGCAAAGCCUGUGGAUUAAUUGCCAUUACACAGAGGAAAUGAGGAUCGGUUUUCCAUCAGACAUGGGCUCGGCUCUCCUCUCAUCUGCACCCGUUUGGAACUGAUGUCACUUCAGACUGGAAUGAUGUUACCUGUGACAGCUUCUGAUGGAGAUGAGAAGAAAAGGGCCGUCAUCGCUCACAGUCUGGUUUAAGCUUGAUCUCUGAACAUAGUUUCUACCAGUUUGACCAGUAGACACUUUGAAGUUUGACAAGUAGGCACUUUGAUUUAAGUUGUCUUGCACUUUUAUGCUUAUGUAUCAGCCUAUACUUUUUCUGUGAUGUCUAGAUAUUAUUAUUACUAUUAUUUAAGUACCAAGAGUUUAAUACAGUAAAGACACUAAUAUCAAGGCUGUCUUUAAAACACAAGGCUGUCCUUAAAACAUGUGGUUGUGGACUUCCACUUCUGAUCAGAAUGAACUCUUUCCUAACUUUACCAGACAAUGGAAUUUGCGCUCAUUUAUGUUGUAGAACUGUUCAUGCUUCCAAUUUUUUUUUAAUGAAGUUUUCUUAAAAAUGUAUGUAUGUUACUGAUUUAGGGGAAAGUAAUCUGUACAAUAUCUCAUUUAUGUUCUUAUUUGUUUCUUCCCUUCCCAUGUACAAGUGCAGGGAUGAGAGGGGCUGGGUUAUAAAUUCUAGCGUGAGAAAUCCUUUCUCUAGAGCGUAACUGUCAUGCAGACUAGAUCAGCUUUUCACAGACUCAGGAUGCGAGUCUGACAUAUGAAGGUUUCCUGUGGUAGGAAGGAGAAGGAGAGGUGAGAUUUACAGAGGAAUAUGCAAGCUCUCCAAUUUUUGGAGAUUUUUGUGAGCUUGCUGUAUCUUGGUGGAUGUGAGUCGCUGUGCGGCUCAGGAGGUAUUCUGCCCUUCGGGUCUCUGCUGAGACUCCUAGUGGCAUAGUCAGAUGGGGCAAACUGGAGCAAGAAACAGAUUAACACUUCCUCUUGAAUGGGAAUAUAUCCUUAUUUGCUCUCUUUGGCUAGUUCUUGGAAAUUCCCAAUAACAUCAGUAAUUCAGCACACUGGUCUCUUGGGCCGUGAACCACUACAACAAAUGCUGCUCAACUCUUUCUACUGUUCAAUAGCAAGGACUGUCAGGAUACGUGCGUGACAGCUCUGCAGCAUCUGUCUGAUUACAUGAGCCACUUCUGAAGCUGUUUUACCAUUGCUGCUCUGCUGUGUCUGUCAUAUUCCUUUCCCUUUCUUUGUAUGCGAAGACCACGUCUCGGAUUGAUCCUGUCAUUUUAAAGGGCUGCCCCAAUUUGCAUGAAGAAACACCAUAGAGAUUCUGUCAGUCUUGCAUUUUCCAUGAAGCUCAGCCAGGGCUCUAGAAGUGUGUUUCCAUGUGGUACUCCAGAAAAACAUCUUCUGGGGCCCCCAGACUGGUUGGGAGACAGCUGCUGUUCACGUCUUUCCAGGGACAGAGCAUCUCCGCUGCCUGCUGUUAGGCCCUGCUACACUCCUGGACAGGAAGGUUAGAGCAGAAAGAACACCAGCUUUUACUCUUCCUACCCACAGGGAGAAUAAAUGUUUAUUUCCUGAGCAGUUUGCAGUAACUGCACAGUGAAGCCCUUGGGAUUCACAAUACCCGUGGCUGUCGGAAGGUGAGCAAGCAGAAGCCUUUAUAGCUCUUUAUGACUCUUUAUAAUUUUUGGAUAAAUUCCUUCCAGGGCUAGUCUGUGCCUUCCAGGGAAUAACUGAACUUUACAGAGGGAAAGCUUUGAAAGCAUUGCUACGGUCUGUCAUUUCUUCCUUAUGAAAGCUGCAGGCUGCAGCCCUUACUCUUUUUGUUUGUUUGUUUGUUUGUUUGUUUUUUACUGCAGCAGAAGUAAGUAAAGCUACACAAAUCUUUUGUGGCCAGUGCCAGAUUAGCACUUUGCGGUCUCUCAUGAGAGAGGCCGUUGCUGCCCAAGAACCUUUCUACAGAAGCAAGAUCUAGAAGGGAAUAGACAUGAGUGCCAGUAACUUACCCAUUUCAGCUGCCCCGGAGCAGCGCUGGGAUUCAGCAGCUGCUGCUUAGAAAGGUCUAAGGACCAGUUUUCUUAGUUUCCUUUUGCCAGCAGCAGUGCCCUUCCUGCUGAUGAAAGCACAGCGUUUAGCAAAAAUGUCAUUCCUUAGCUCUUGGAUGAAGCUCCUACCUUAAGGCGUUAACCUUCCCUCUUGUAUAUUAAGCAAGAUUCACUUUACUGGGCAUUCCCUCUAGUAGGAAUUACUCAGGUGCUGUGGUCUUUUUCUCUAAAGGUCAUGAUUUCUACCCCAAAACGUGUUUUUCCUGUACAGGUCCAUUCAUCAUUUACUGCUGCAGAACAGAAAAGUGAAAGUUUCCAGGCUGCAGAUGUUCAUGGGUACGAUGGUUGUGCCCAAGCAUUGCACCCGUGACUUGGGCUCCGCUAAGUCAGGCACCCUGCAAGGCAGAGACCAUCCCUUCCUUGCUGAGACUUCUCAGGAGGGGUAUCUGGCCCUGAAUGUUGACCCUUAACAUCUUUACCCUGGUGCCCUCACCUGGGUGGGCUUGGAGGCCAGGUUGUUACCUCAAGAGGGGAGCCAGCAGCGGGGUGCAGCAGGGAGCAACCAGGGAAGGAAGGCUGGGCCAACAGCAGCAGCGACUCGAGGCCCUGAGGAUGAGCUUACGGCUCAGCAUACCUCCAGUUCGUGUCCCACUGCAGAAAACCCUUGUGUAGGGGUGUUGGGCUCCUCCGAGAGCAACCCAUGGGUUCCUCAGAGAGCAAUGUGCAAACGUAUCACGGCCUGCUGCGGCAAUUUGUUCCAUCUGUGUCUGUAUGUCUGUGGAGAUACACGUGCACACGUGUGUAUGUGGAUAUAUAGGCACACAAUGUGGUGUGCUUCAGUAGUUUGUACCUAAAUUACAUAAAAAACAUGUUUUGAAGCUGUGUUUAUGUGUCUCUUUCUAAAACAUCUGUGAAGGCCCUCUUGGGUGGCGCUGUUAAUUUCUGUACAAUAAGCAAUCUGGUUGUAUGAAGUAAUAAAUGUACGCGUAGAGUC
This is a messenger RNA of Calidris pugnax (ruff), 6212 nucleotides long. RefSeq names its product katanin p60 subunit A-like 1 (gene KATNAL1). Gene Ontology annotation, molecular function: microtubule severing ATPase activity; ATP hydrolysis activity; ATP binding. The record is from RefSeq and is a predicted model, not a curated record. The transcript has 11 exons. Lineage: Eukaryota; Metazoa; Chordata; Aves; Charadriiformes; Scolopacidae. Gene Ontology annotation, biological process: microtubule severing. Bases 1193 to 2692 code for a protein of 499 amino acids. Gene Ontology annotation, cellular component: microtubule cytoskeleton; microtubule.